AUGCAAGGGGAAAGAAUCCUCAAAUCACUUCUAAACAGAGAGAUAGAUGGUCUUUAUGAGGAUACAAAGGUAAGUUUAUCAAACUUAGCUGUUUGCUAAAUUUAAGCUGCUGAGAAAUUAUGGUAGAUUAAUUGAGGACACUUUAAAGCUCAGUUAGUGAAGAUACUUACGAUUUGUAAGGCUACUCACUUUCAAAAACGUUUCCUUGAAUAAAAACUUAGUUCAUUUCAAAGCGAGCGUCUUGUUAGACUCUUCAAUUGCAAGAAUCGCGCGGAUCUACAUUCAUGAGCAGGUCAUAAAAUGAGUGUCACUUGAAAGCGAACCUCAGAUUAAUAAAUUACACUUAAUUUAGACGUCUUUUUUGCUACAGCCUCUCAUUUUUCUUAACUCCAUAUUUUAAAUGGGGUAGCAUUCACCCUUGAUAUGUUGUUUUUAAUAUUGUUCGGUGGAACUUGCAGAAUUAUCUUGCUCCACUGCAAUGUCCGCUAAAGAACAAAAAUGGCUGCCAAGCAGGAGGCAAAGCUACAGAGGAAACUGUAUCAAAGUACGCCGUUUUUUGUACCANUAUUGUUCGGUGGAACUUGCAGAAUUAUCUUGCUCCACUGCAAUGUCCGCUAAAGAACAAAAAUGGCUGCCAAGCAGGAGGCAAAGCUACAGAGGAAACUGUAUCAAAGUACGCCGUUUUUUGUACCAAGUUCCUGAGGUGUGCUAUAGAGACCUUGAAAAAUGUGAAAGCCAAGGAAAAAGGCCUUAUUGAGGUCACAGAUGCCUUGAAACUAGGUAAGAUGAAGCAUGUGAACAUCUUUAGUUGCUGUUUGGGGGUAAGGUCCUUUCUGAGUUCCUAACAAAACCUUAGUAAUGAAAAUGAGUUUUAUUUAUAAGACACACACACACACACCCACACACACUUAAUGCACAUACUUUAUUAUCAUUAAUAAUCUACAUUUAUAUAAAGUCCAUUUCCGCCCGCAAAUAGCAGGUGCUAGUCGAGGCAGGCGGAGAUAAUAAGUACAGCAGUCAGAAAUAAAUUACAAAUAAAUAGAUGAAUAAAUAAAAGAAUAAAUAACUAGAUAUAUAUAAAUGAAAUAAAGCUUAAACAUAAAUUAAUAACAUUUACAAAAUCAACUUCUUGAAACUCGCAAAGUUAACUGUGACACUAAAUUAAGAUAUGUAUACUUAAUAAAUUAAACUCUGUAUUUGCUCGAUAGUUAGCUAUUUUUUGAAGCAGAGUGGGUGAUUCAACAUAAUUGUCCUCGGCCUCUAAUAACAAGAAUAGCAUGUCAUUGAUAUGUUUUUUGAAAGCUCUCUUGGGAAGGUGACGAAUUUCAUCGUAUAUUGAGUUCCAAAGCUUAGCUCCGAACCUAGCAAAGGAACCAUGGUUUUGAUUCAGUCUCGAUUGGUUAAUAUAAAAAUUGCAGGAGGAGGAGAACCUGGUCUCCUGAAUAUGCUUUUCAUUAGCUUUAAUGAAAAGAUUACUAAUGUUAGUGGAAACAGUUAGACAUGAGACGUCGAACAUUAUUGAGGAAACUGUUUCAACGUAUAACAUAUUUAUUGAAAGGAUUUUUGAGUAGGUAAAUAAAGGCACCGCAUGUGCUCUGGGUUCAGAAAAAUACAUCAACCGAAGGACAUGUUUUUGUAGCACGAGGAUUUUUUGUAAAUGGGAUUUAGCAGCUUGACCCCAAGCGGCCAAGCCAUAGGAUAGGUAGGGUAGUAUCAAAGAGUGAUAAAUACUAAAUAGACUGGUAAAAGGGACGAGGUGCCGAAGACAGGCAAUAACUCCAAUAAUUCUACUUAUUUUUAGAACUACAUUGUCAACGUGGUAUUUCCAACUCAAAUGACUAUCCACUAAGACACCUAGAUAUUUUACAUGAUCCUUACACUCAAGGGAUGUGAUUAAUAUUAUCAAACAUUAGAAUAUUGACCGAAUGGUCCAUCUUACGUUGGUGAGGACAAAAGAUAACAAAGUUUGAUUUUUUAGCAUUUAAUGUUAGCUUAUUUGCAUUGAGCCAAUCCGAGACUCUGACCAGUUUGUUAUAGACCAUUAUUUUUUUCAAAAGAUUUAAGAUUUUUGUCAGCAUUCAACAACUUUGUGUCAUCUGCAAAAAGGUAAAACGGAAAUUUCGCUGAAGAAUAAAACUUUACAACCUACUUAUGGUCUGGGACUCCCAGGUACAUACAACACAUUUCACAGUGCAAAGAAAUAGCAUUUUCAACAUGGUGUAAGCAGGGCACAACAAAGUGCUAUCUGAUAAUCCAGAGCCAGUAAGGCUUAAAUAUGGGUCAAAUAGAAGUUGUCCGAUAAGCAAACCACAUUUGCUUUAAGUGUGAGAUUAAUAGAGGGCUAUAAAGUUGCAUGUAACGUGCAAAUUGUUCUGUUCAUAUUUCAGUGGGGAGACUUCUCAACAACACUUUAUCACUCUGUCAUGGAAACUACCUGAAGUUUAUUCCUUCGGUAGAUCAGCUUGCAAAAACACUUUACCUUAUUGUUGCUCAGCUCAUUACCAAGGCACAGUUUGAAAGUGCUCUGGAUCAUGCUAAUGACCUAUAUAAAUUCAUCCAGCUUCUUAAGGCAUGGAAGAGCUAUGACAGUGAAAAGAUGGAGAAGGAAAUUGGAUCACUUUGUUUACGUUCAUCUGAUUUGUUACUUCAAGGAGCUGGAAAGCUUGAGGAGGCAAAAGUACCUCCAGGGAAACGACCAUCACACUUGUGUGUUGUGUUAGACUGGAGAAAGCUCUCAUUACUUUUUCAAGCAGAAGCAAAUGUACAUUGUUCACUAAAAUCCUUAGUGGAUAGAACUCUGAAAUGUGGGACAAAAUUUCAAGUGGAUUGUGGGCCCAAGAAUGUUGAUUUUAAAACCUUAGCAAGCUUCUUUGAAACCAUUUUUAUUGCACUCAUGAACAAGCAAGAACAACUGAUUGCAAAUGGACAAGAAUUUACAGUGCUCUUAGCUGAACUUGGAUUUCAUUAUGGCAGAAUUUGUGAUAAGGCUGGAAACUCAACAGAAGCUUUGGCUGUGUUUGAUAAACUGUUGAAAACUGCAGGAAAUGAAAACCAUUGCAAAAAUGGUCAUUUUAAACUACAAAUACCUUCACAAGUUUGUUGCUGUGUGUGUUUAGUCUGCAAGGCAGCUAUUUUGCCAAACUCUACUAUAAAAUCUCAAACUCAAGAAUCUCUUCAGCAGAUGUUAUUCGAAAGUAACCGGCUAAUCUCCCAGAUCCUGAAGUGUAGCACAUUACCUUCACCAAUGUUAAAACUACUUUCAGACUCCCUGGAGUACUUCAGAAUUAAUUUGCAAAAUGAAAGUAGCAAAAAGAGUAAGGAGAAAUCACCCACUCUUUCAUUGAAGACUCUCCAAGGAACAGUACAAGUGCUGCAGUCUUACAUCUCAGUCUUAUCUUUGCAGUGUGCACGGCUUAAGUCAGAGCUGCUUAAAUCCAAACAUGAUGAUAUCGUGGCACAGCUGAAACAACAGGUUCUAAAGACCACAGAACGGCAAAUGACAGUAUUUAGUUUUGUUAUUUCUUCAUAUCAAGAUCAGUUGAAGAGUGAAAAAGAUGCAAAAAGCACAAUAAGAGAUUCAAGGUCAGUAGUAUCACACAACAUUUAAAACAGUUAACUACAGUGUACACACUGUAGUUUAAGAAAAGGAUUAUGUUGUGUUUUUAUUUCUCUUUGUUUUGGGGCAUGUUAAUAGAUGAAAAUGAGUGAAAAACAAAGGGAAACAGUGUGCAAAGAAAGUAGCAUCUGAUAGCCCGGGGCUUGUGGAUUUUGCCAUCGGGCUAGUGAAUUCUGUUCUUGACUUGCCCGAUGGGCAAGUGAAGUAUGUUGAGGAAUUCAACUUACAGAAGAACUGUGAAAUCAAUUCUGCUAAUCAAAAAAUUUGGGGGGCUAGUUGAAAUGACGUUUGGGCUAAUAAAUGCUAGCUUCAGCUUGCCCAAAUGACAAGCUGUAAAAAUGACUUUCUUUGCACCCUGGGAAAUAAAAUUUAAACCAAGGAUAAAUUUGAACCAUAACAUUAUACAUGUAACACUGCUCAAACUUUUAUUGCAUAUCCAGUAUCCUCAACUCUUGCCAAUCAGCCUAACGAUUCUUGAAACAAAAUUACAAACAUCUCUAGAAUUUGUCUUUUUUGUGCCGCACACAAAUGGGGAUAUACACUGUAGGCAAUAUCUCUCACAAGAUAGCAUUUUGGGGAAGCUGUACUGUAAGCAGUCUGGGUCUGGGAAGGUCCAAAGAGACUGAGAGAAAUCUGGUAAGAAUAUCUAUAAAGAAUAGGGGAAUGAAUGAAUGUACAGCUGUUGUUGGACCGUUACAAAGAACUACAGAGUCAAACGUUACUGGGUAUCAAUCUUGAAACAGUUUACUGUACUGUUAAUGUUAACACAUUCUUUAUUUAUACUAUGCAGAUGUCAGAUCUUUAAGGACUGUAUUCCAGUAGUGGAACAAGCAAACUCUGUAAUUCAUUCUGCCCUUGAUGAUCCAGACAUCCCAUUGUCUCCAAACGAGCUCCGCUGGCUAGGCUGCAAUGUGUACAAUUUGGGUUGUGUGUCAUAUCAGAGAGAUUGCUUUACUGAAGGAGUUCCUCUGUUAGCUAUUGCUUGUGAAGAGCUAAGAGUAUGGUGCUUUGCUGGCAAGACUGAUGAGGAAAUUUUUACAAGGACUGUGGAGGUAAUAUGGCCUUAACCCUUGUAAUUUUUCUUUCAUACUUUGUGGCAUGAAAUUUUUGUGGGAGUUUGCAAUUUUUGUGUUUUGCGGGAACCAAUUUUGCAAUUAGAAGAGAUUGGUUUUUCUUGCUGAGAAUUGAUUUUUGCGAUUUCAGAAAGUCCAAGACCAGUCAUUGUUAAUAUUUUCCUUUUUAUUAAGUAUGCACAAUGGAAAUGCAUACAGUGAAGAAAGUUUCAAACAAUGCAACAGUUUGUGUACCCUACACUAUAUGUAAAACCAGUGUAACAGAUUACUAUUGUCUUUUCUUUGUCAUUCAAUUAUAGUAACAUCUGAGAUAACUGAUUGUUCUGAUGAUCGUUUGGAAGAAUUUAAGUUGGAAAAUAUUUACAGGGGAGGAAUUUUUUUGCAGGAAAUAUGUGUGCCGGAAAAAUCACAAAAAUUAUAUCCCGCUAACAUUUUGUGCCACAAGGUAAAUGAUGUACCAUUUUGAUAAGCCCAGUAGUGAUUAUUACCAAAUUUAUCCUUAUGAUACAGUUACUAGUGCUCAUCAAUCAUUGUUUUAAUAUUGGGUAUUAAAUACUUGUUAUUCUUUUUUUUUGCACUGUGCAUAAAAUGCCACAUCAAUGGUUUUCUUUUUUUCUGAGAAAUGGAAGCAAACACUUGUGAUGUUAACCCACUAGAUGGGUCUUACAGUAAUCUUCAGUCCUGUCAUGCCGUCAUUAAUAAUAGAACUGAUUUCUUUUAGGUGAAGCUCCUAACAAAAUUUGCACUGCUGACUGACUGUCAGCGACGAGCCAAACAGAUGGUUGGUGCACUGACAACAGCUACCACUCAGGUUCUUAUAACACUUCAAACUGGUUUUGAUGCAAAUGUCUUAAGGAAGCAGAUCAAACAAUGGACCACAGUGAAACAUGAACUGGUGAAAAGUAUGCAAGAUGAAAAGAGACAAGCUGAAAGAUCAAGGUUUGUCAGAAAUUUUUGUUAAAAAAUUAAUUUUGAUUAAAACCACGCACGCGCCACUGAUUGAGAACACAUGAAGAUGUCAUAUUUUAUUACAACUGCAUGAAUCCUUCAGUGAGGAGCCCUUUUCUAAAAAGUAUGAGAUUCUGUUAGUCCAAAUAUGUUAUGUCAUGUCUUACCUGACUUUCCGUAUUUUUCUCCGUUUACCGUAGAACCCUGUGCAGUGUUUUAGCAGAACAGAAAGAUGCUGAAGAUAUUGACAGCAGUCAGCUUUGUUUAGUUCUUCAGGAAGAACUUGCUUCUUACAAGGCAAAGAAGUAAGUUCCCAAAAAAGACAGACUUCACAAGGUUUCUGGACCUUUUGCAGAAACAGGGAAAGAGUUCCUUAUUUUAAUGGUCCAUUUAGUUCUUUCAUUACCAUACAAUCGUGUAUGAACCACAUCCUGGAAAGAAAUAUUACAGUCAAACCUGGAAAACAGUGAACACAAGAAAUAUUUCUGGAAUGCUAUUGUUUUGCAAGAGAAAAGCCAAUCAGGCGUGAGAAAACUAAACCACAAGCAAGAACGUUAGUUAGUUUGUGGUUUUGUGGCCAGUUCGCAUUCCCUGUUCUUUGCUGUGAUUGGUCGUAACAGAAUAAACAUUCUUGAGAUAUUUCAAGUGUUCAGAGUUUUCCCGGUAACACUGUAAGGUCAUGUGAAAGUACAGUGUACAUGUGCAUGUAUUGCUGACGCAACUACAUGUUUAAGCGUGAGCCCCAGCUACUCUCAUAGGAAACAAAAGUAAAAUACAUAAAUUAUGUAGAACCAAAAGAACUUCCUAGCCGACAAUUCCCCUUCUACUAAUUACAUAACUGUAGAUAUACCCGACAACUUGAAAUUUUAGCGACAGCCCUAUGCUGAUGAUGAGGUUUCAUAAAAAAGAUCUCUUUUAUUUCAUAUACUGUACUCAGUCUCCCAAAAAAGUUUUUUCCUUAAUACAUGUGUGUUCAAUUGUCAUUUGAGGGGUUCGUUUGAACUCAGGAGUCACUUCAUAAGUAGGUUCGGGGUGAGUGUUGUCCUAAAUAUAAUAGGACUGUUGUUGACGCCGACAAAGAUGAUCCUGGGUUAUCCUUUAUCCCAAUUCUUUUUUGAAAAACUCUGCCCAGUAUUGUACACCAUUUAGUGGUCUAUUUUUUCUCUUAUUUCUAGUUAUGACACCACCAUGGAGCAAAUUUCUGUCAUCAGACAGCUUAUGGAGUUGUAUAUUAUCCAAGAUGAUGAGUUUCAUUAUGCUUCAGUGAUGCUUGAGUUUGGUGUAGCACUGCAUGACCUUGGAGACAAAGAUCUUGAGGAGGAGAAGUGAGUCUACUGCUUAUGUGUGUUUUGGUUUAGUAUGUGGCAUUUGUCUUACACAUAGGUAAAUGACUUUGGAAUAGCAAAAAUACAUUAACUUGUGGUAAAGGUAAAGGGACAUUCAGCCAGCUGUUUUUUUAUAAUGUCAUUCCGGGUUAUAUGGCCCAUUAUGAAGCCAGUCACUUUAGUAUUAUUGUAUUUCUUUGCUUGAACUUUACACAGUACAGACUGAAUACAAGUGACGCAUUUUGGUAUCAAUUCUCUGUGGAUUCCAUGCUCUUGUGAUAUUAAUUGAUAAUGAAGUGUCAUCAGGGUUGUUGAAGUGGAGAGAAGGAUGUUUCAUGGUUCAUAUCUCUAAUUGGGCAAUACCCCAAUCCCCAGCCAGCCCUCAACAAUAGCCUUCAACAUUGUGAUAUUCCUUGCUCUAGGUCUGCACUUGAGUGCUGUCAAGAAGCAGCUGCAAUUCUGGAGCGGCUGGCAGACACAGCAGCUAACACAGAUGAGGACAAAAAUCACCUGUCACUUGUGCAGGACAGACUUGCUGCAGCAUAUUUAUGGCAGGCAUUGUUAGAGCACAAAGCAACAAUGGAAGACAAACCAGAGGCAAAAUCAGCAGAGGAGCUCAGUGAAAGUUAUGAAACAGAGGGGGUACAUGUACAUAAAAUGUUUUUUUUUCUUCAGAGGGUAUGCAAAUCUGGCCCCAGUUGUUCAAAAGGUGGAUAAUGCUAUCCACUGGAUAAAUCACUAUCCUGUGGAUAGCACAAUUGUUAGUUAUUUGAUCCACUGACUGGAUAGUGAUUUAUCUAGUGAAUAGCCCUAUCUAACGUUUGAACAACCAAGGCCAGAAAUAAUUAUAUGGGAAUGGGCUGGGGGUGGUCAGGUGUGAUACAGUGUACCCCUUGCUCCCUUUGCUUACCUUUGUAUUUCCUUUUGUAAUUUAGCUCCCCACCCUAAGUCCCUUUCCACUGGCACCCAAUUGCAAACUUACAUAAUAAACUUAUUCCUAUAUAAUUUUACUUCUCUUUUUAGGUCGAAGGCAUAUGUCUGGAGCAGCCAUUUAUGUCAUCCCUUCAUUCAGCAUUGGAAACAUGGACAGUGUUAGCAAAUAGAUCAGUGCAAGAAGGGACAGGCAGAAAGGUAGAGUUUGGGCAUUAUUAUUUUGAAGUUUGUUUUUUUUAUGAUACAUCUCUACUGGGUCAGAUGCAAGAAAAGAGAGCACUUCUCUUUUUUCUCAUCCACUAAAAACUUACUCACAGGUUAAAACAUGAAAAGUUUGGAAACUUGAUUAGUCUGCAUAAAUACUGUAGAUUAGUUUAAGUAAUAUCUGUUGUUCUUUUUGCAGAUUGACUGGCAACACUUUGUUAACCCUGAGGAAACUUGCCAUUACCUUCUGAUUAUUGCUGGAAUGUUUGGACUUGUCAACCAGGUAAACUGAAAGGAAAUAGAAGGCUGUUUCUGGGGACUGUCUCACGCAAGCUGUGUUAGGUUCUUUCUGCUUGAUGAGUUCUUAAAGAACAACAAGAACUGUAGUAUGUUGAAAAAGCAGUGCUCAUUAAAAAAAUCAAAACAUGUUUUCAAUGAAAAGACCAUAUAAAUACAAGUUAAUCACAAGAUUAAAUAACCUUCUAGAAUUAGUCGCUGAGGGUGAAAGGAAUCAUAUCAACAUCUGAAAAUCAUGCGCUAUCUACUUCAGUGACUUGCAGCAUCCCUUGGGAAACUAGUUUAUAUCUUAAUGUGUCCAUCAAUCCAACCUCAGGAGUUUGAAAUAAUCUGGAAACAAAAUAUGCAAAUGUGCGUCAAAUAAAUAAACCCUCUGGGUGUUUACAGUAGGAGAAGGAUUUACAGUAAACUGUUUCCUUGCAACCAUUCAUUGAGUAAUUUGUAACUUUUUACAGCCAUUCAAGAAGGUGUGUGCUCUUCAUCUUGCUGCUAACAUUGCCCAAAUGAUCAGCACCAACAGUAUGCUGGAUAAUAGAAUAUCUGCCUGUAGUGAAGCUGUUCAUACUCUGUGUGAUGUACUGGACAUUUCUCAUGCCAGUCUUCUGCUGCAUCAGACCAGUGAUGUGUUGGAAACCUUUGAACCAAGUGGUUCAGUUAUGGUCCAGUUUCUGUUGGCAAAGAGUCACUAUCUGUUAGUCGCAGGAAAGGUGAGCUAAUAGACCUUUUUACUGAUACAGCGGCCAUAUUGAAUUAAUUCGAUUUAAGGAGUAUUAUCGGAUGCCCAGGGGGCAUGAGCACAUUUCGUUUGUAUUUUCGAGCGCUUUUUGGGACAUUUUUUCUUGAAUUUUUCUGAGAAUAAGAUUGCAAUGGGAAAAAAGAUCCCUGUGCCGUGUUUGGAUGUAAUAAUGAUCGCCUUUUUCCCGAGAAAUAUACAGUGAAAGGCCAUAUUUCUAAUACUAAACUAGAAAAAGGCGAUCAUUAUUACAUCCAAACACGGCACAAGGAUCUUCUCUGCCAUUACAAUCUUAUCCUAAGAAAACUUGAAGAAAAAGUCCCAAAAAGCGCUCAAAAAUACAAACGAAAUGUGCUCAAGCCCCCUGGCAUCCUAUAAUACUCCUUAAAUCGAAUUAAUUCAAUAUGGCCACCGUAUCGGUAAAAAGGUCUAUUGUUCCUGAAUCAUUUUUUUGCUUCAUUCCUUUAAGCACAAGGGAUAAUGAAAACUAUUAAAAACUGAAUCAAAUUGGCUUAGCCAUCAUGGUAUACGAGCUAUAUACCAUGCUCUCCAAAUAAGGUAACUGUACAGUUGUACACGGCUGCUCAAAAUUAAAAACCAAGCUGAAAAUCGGUUGUUUUUACAAAUAAAGUCAGAAAGAAUUCUUGAUAUUUUGUGGGCAUUUUUAAUAAAACAAUUAUUCCACUUGCGAAUGUUAGAUAAGAGAUGAUUAUAGCCAACUUGGCGCUACACGCCUCAUUGGCUAUCUACCAUAUCUCAUAUCCAAUGCACACUCAUGGAAUAAUUGUUGAUUAAAAGCCAAGAGCUACUUACUUACAGUGUAAUCUAGUCUGUUAUAAAAUUUAUAUCAGGUUAAAUAAAUAUUUAUUUAACAGAGUUAACAACAAGGAGCGCGAGCGUGGUCAGCAGUCAGUCGUUUCCGAGUUCGCGCCAGUCGGAACGAACGUAGUGGAGGUACACGAGUCAUGUCACAAAAGCACCGCCGGUAAGAGAAGCAAAUCGGAAACCUAGUAAGAAAAACCCCCAUCCCUCCCCCCCUUAAUUCUUCAACUGUUAAAUCAGUGUGACAAGUGCCUGGUUCCUUUGGCAUGGGGGCUCAUGGCUGGAGGGCACAGGUUUGCCAGCCACGGGGGCGUUACUCUGUCUAGGGGCUGGCCCUGCCAAGGUGGAAGCCCCUGGACAUCCCGGGCACCCACCUCCACUCAGCGACGCAGUUGUUAAUUAUGUUUGUUAGUGCUUGUGUAUACAGGUAAUAUACAAAAGCAUGGAUGUAAUACUUACAGUCUCUGUUACACUGUUGAUUUGUCAUUUUCAAGUAGUUUGCAUUUUCAUGCCUUUUUAAUCUGAGAGAGUAAUAGUGAUGCACAAAAUGUUGCAAUGUACAAGCUUAAGAUGUUGUUAUCCAGGGUAUCAAUAGUCUCAUACCAUAAAAGCUCGCAAGCAACUUAAAAUAUCCACCUAGAUUAAAUUGUUAUUUACUUACAAGUACUGGUACCUCAUUAAAGUUGUAACAUCAUUGUGAUAUAGUCCAGGGCUGAUUUGCAUGUGUGCACAUGGCUUUUGGCUGGUUACAGGCUGAGUGGACCUGGGCCAGUAGGGUUUUCUGUCAGCUUUAACCCUUGGAUUAAGCUAAUGGUUGUGGCCCAUGGGUCCUUCACUGUAGCAUUUUAGAAAUAACAUGUUUCUAGAUACUCCAUCUGUGAGUUUUGCCUUUAAGUAUGUUAUCAAAAUACUGGCAGAAUAAUUUGGUUAUCCAAGGUUGUGCUUUAGCGGGGAAUAGUUCUUUAAUAGCAAUCCUGUCCUAGCAGUGAUUUUGUUACCUCUGCAUCCUGUGUCCCUGACGCAUAAAAAUCCCCAAAGACACAAGAUAAUCCAUUGCAUGUGUCCCGUAGGAUGCAAAGGAUGAUAACAAUCGAUAUCAAGAUGUGUAUAUCCGGCCCGUUUGUGUAAUUUUUGUGGCAGUUAUUAUGGCUGUUGUUUAACAAUGCAUAUUUCUUUUAGCCUUCAUUGUGCUUUAAAACGGAGGACAAAUUUUAAUUUCAGUAUACUUUAAUACAGAGCUUUUGAGUCUGUCUUCAGAUUUAUUGCCUGGUUACAUAAAGGCCCAAACAUUUUCAAUUUAGGACUCAAUGAUUCUGGACUGGGACUCAUGAUUUUUCACAAGAUGAGUCUGAGGACUCACCAUAACUAUUUGUAACAAAAUCCUUGUGCUCCACACAGGUGCCCUGGAUUUCACAUGUUCAAAUCACUGGGUUUCUGUCAAUGUUUUCUCAGAGCACAGCCUUGGCUACCAGUCCUGCCUCUAAGAGUGUAACCUCACAUUUAUCAGUAUCUGACUGACUGUUUGUUUUCCUCUAAACUAAACAUAAUUAUCUGUUCCUGUGUUUAGUACUCAGAAGGAGAGCAGUGUUUAAUGGAAGUGUUACAGAGUGAUGCUUUGACUCAGAAGAGCUACAGGUCCCAUUUACUGAAGGCCAGAUUAAUGUCUUUGUGUGCGAAAUACUCCAUGCUCCCAGCUAAGCUACACAAAUUCAGCAUUACUUUGGGUGAGUUAAAAACUCAAUUUAAUCAUUUACCAGUAAUAUCAGUGUUGUUUUAGUAUUCUAGUAAUAUGUAUAUUCUAGUUAGAGCAACAUCACAAUGGGGAUUAUGUACCAACAGUUUAUUUCUCUUGGAAAAUCAAAAUCUGAAGUUUUGCAUCUUAUGAAUCCUGGGCCAAAAGCAUAGUCAUGGGUAAAAUUAAAUUGCGAUUUUUUAGGUUUUAUGAUCUCUGCAUUUCUUUGCUCGUGGAUCCAAAGAAGGACCAGGAUUUCCUGUAAAAAUAUGAGGCCAACCAUCUCACCACCUCAGAUUCUGCAAGUACCGCUGGAAUACUCGAGAAUCCAUUCUUUUGAAGAAAUUUAUUUGGCUAGGAAAAGUAAAAAAAACAUUGAUAGUUCUGAAAACAUAAAAAAUAUAUUUGCUUUAAUUUACAGUUCAGCAGUUUACAGCUUUUGAUCUCAGCAUUUUUUAUGUUUAGCAUUGGAAAAGGUGGCUGUCUGACAUCAAAACCAUCAACUGUCAAAGGAAAAAUCUUUUUGAGAUUUUUUGAUUUCCCAACAUUCCCUUAAGAAAUCCAAAAAUCUGAGAUCAACUAUCUAAUUUUGGACCCUUGCGUGGAAAUGUACCAAACUUGUCAUGGAGUGGUUACAUGUAACAGAAUAUUGAAUAAUGGCCUGAACACUGAAUCUAGUAAGGUGUCCAUUAAGGGAAUAUUGGGUACGUUCCUUUGGGAUGAUCAGGAUCAGUGAUCCGAGAUCACUCCGAUCAUUGUAGAUCAAAUGAACUGAUGAAUCCUUGUUCAGAGUGGAUUCAUCAGUUCCUUUGAUCUACCAUGAUCCGAGUGAUCUCAGAUCACUGAUCCUGAUUCAGAUCAUCACAAAGGAAUGCACCCAUUGACUCUAUCAUGAAUAAUCUUGCUCUUUUGUGAAGAUCCUGUUGUUGGUUCACUAACUGCUUUGGAAUGUGCUCUUGAUGGAUUUCACAAGUUAAGCCACAUGGCUGAGGAGGUGUUUGGAAAGGAUGUGUUCAGCAGUGGGCGAAAGAAGGGCAAACAGAAUAAAAAUGUGUCAGGUAAAAAGAUGACCCUCUUCUAUCAUAACGUUAGCCUGCAAUUAUCACCUCUCAGGACAUGUCACUGAAUAGUUUGUCAGACAUGUUUGUUUUUUGUGCCUGCUGUUCCCUUCUCUUCAUUCAGCAACAGUUAUUUUCCCUUCCCAAAACACUGUAUUAUUGAAUGAGCAAAAAGUAAAGCUCUGCCUCCUACUUUGCCUUGAUUUUGAGUUAAAUGCUUACAAGGAUAUCAAACUGCAACCUAUAACUUUACAGUUGGACCACCAUUCGUUCACCAAAACUUAACAACUGCAAAAGUGUGUUUGCUUAUGUUUAAAGAGGUCUCAAACUUAAAUGGAUCAAAUUGUAGCCACAUGAUUUUUUUUUCCAAGGGGAAGUGAAUUUUUCCCUGCUCUUUUUCAUCUUCAUUUCAUGCGUGUGAUUAAUUUUUUACAAUUAUGUUCAUUUCUUAUCAUCAACAACACUAACUCACAACACUUUCAAGGACUUUAUUUUGUUUCAAUUUUUACAGCCGAGGGCCCUCUUAUUCUCCCAAGUGUCAAUCAAAGCCUUUUCCAUAUGUCACUCCUGAAUGAGCUUCUGUCUUCAUUACUACAAGUUGGCCAGUUAUAUGCCCAACAGGGUGCUGUAAGAGAGGCAUUCAGGCAGUUUGUAGAUGGUCUAACUGUGGCAAGACACUUUGCUCUACCUUACAGGUAUUCAUUAUAAUGCUUUUCUUUAACCAGCCCUGUUUUAGAUUGUCUGAUCCAAUACACAGUAGUCAGCCGUAAUUAUCUCGCACUUUUUUGUUCAUUUUCAGCAGUACUGUAAUGCUAUGUUAGUCCCUAGGCAGUAAAAUGAAUUCAUUUUGUUGGUCUUUGAAAGACGUGAUUUUGUUUCCUCUGCGUCCUGCGUCCCUGAUGCAUAAAAAUCCCCAAAGACGUAAACUAAUUCAUGAAAUGCGUCCUGUAGGACGCAAAGAACGAUCAAUCGAUUUGAAGAUGGUUUUUUGGUAUAAUAUCCUGUUCGUGGGAUCUCUGUGGCUGUUGUUUAAAGAUGCAUAUUUAUUUGAGUCUUUUUUGUGCUUUAAAUAUAUAGAAGGACUAUAUUUUAAUUUCAGUAAACUGUAAUAAACAGGUUUGGCGUCUGUCUCUGGAUUAAUUGUUGGUUACAUAAAGGCCCAAGCAUUUUCAAUUUAGGACUCCUUUUUUGGACUCAAGGACUCAUGAUUUUUCACAAGAUGAGUCCCAGAACUCACCAUAACCAUUUAUAACAAAAUUACUCUCUUUUUCUCUCUCGUACAGGCUUUAAGCUCUUUUUUUUUAUAGAUACAUAAUGUAAUUGCAAGGUUUCAGCAUGGAAGUAGCUAAAAUGAAAUCACUGUUAUUGGUGAUGUCUAUAUGGCAAAAGAAUAAUUACUGGCCAUUAGAUCCUAUUUUCAUUUUGCUUGGGAGGUAAACAUUUUGCGCAAACUACGUAAGGGAAUGUAACAUUGCCGCCUAUAUUGUUCGACCUGAUUACAUGUUGAUAGAACUUAUAAUUCUUUUCCUUUAGGAUUGCAGAAUUUCUCAUUAACAUUACUCAUUUGGAACUCAAGCAAGGCAAGGGUGAUAAGUGUGAAAGUCGGCUUGACCAGCUUAAUGGACUCCUACAACCAGUUUUGAAACCUUCCAGCCGAUCAAAGCUUGCCAAAAAUGAAAUUCAAGAACCUCUUCUUCUUGGUCAUCCAGAGACAUGCGAAUGCGUAAAUUGUAUUGAUACAACACUUCACAACAUACUGAUUAGGUACUCUUUGAGUGUUGCCAAAUAUCUCUUGUAUGUUUCAAUACCCGAGCAAUCAGGGGAGGCUUUAGAUUUGGUGCAUUCAGUGUGUCAGUGUGCUGAAAAGAAAAUGGCGAUGUGUGUCCAGAGACUUGGCAUGAUUUUAUGUGGUUGUGCAUGUAGUGCUCCAAGUGAAGGGAUUUUGAAAGAGACAAAGAAGAAAGGAAAAGCAAAGUCUACAAAAGGCAGAAAACAGAAAGAGGACUCAGGGCUAAAAAGUUGUUCUGUUUCACAGUUAAUGUUUUGUCAGUAUUUUGCUUCAUUCUACUGCAUGAGUGCAGAGCUGUCACUGCAAAUGGGAAAGAUUGAGGAAGCCAAUGAAGUGCUCUUAAAAGCAACGGAAAUCCAACACUGUGCAGAGAAUUCUGUUGGAUACAAUCCUAUGCACUUGUUACCCAUGAAAGCUUCCAUCCUUUAUAUGUCUGGUGUUGCCACAUUGCUUCUAAACAAGGGUUCUUCCAAAGAUGUUUGCUUAGAUUGUAACUGGUUUCCUGAAACAGAGUCAAAGAUUAGCUCUUUGGAAAACAGUGUAGAGAAAGUUGAUUCCUCUAAAGUUGACAUAGUUGAAGAAUGUGAGGUGGAGAAGCCAAGGAAGGCUUCUGGCAGAAGAGGUAGAAAUUCUAAACCUAUAGAGAAAUCAGCCACAGAGGAUACCAGCAGCAGGCCAACAUCUUCAAGAGCAAAAGACAGAGGAAGAAGCAAGAAGGCAGAGGAGGCCCUGGCAGAAUGUGAUGAUUCUGAGGCAAAUAUUCAGCGGAAGACAAAGGGACGUAGAAAACCAACACGGUCUGCAAAGCAACCUUCCAACCUUGUGUAUGGUCAUAAAACAGGUCAGAUUAUUACACCUGAAACUUACUUAUUUCAUUGAAGACCAUUCUUGUUAACUUUUCUUUCCAUUAAAGUGAACCAUGGAAUGAGAUUGCUGCGUAUUGUAACUGAAAUUUGGCUUCUGGGUGCAUAAUCAUUUAAGGCACUGGUGCUCCUUUGGUCUGUCAAUUUUUAUCUUAAGCCUUUGAUUUAUUCCCAGAAUGUUAGGAACCUAGGAUUAAUGUGUUUUAUACAUUUAACUUGAAAAUACGUAUGGGUGAUUUCCAAAAAAAAAAUUGAAACCUCUCAGCAGUACUUUGGGUGGUACUAGACAUUUGCUAGUUCUUACUUUCUGCCUGUUGACAACGUUCUGAGUUGUUACUAUUUGAGUGGAACCCACUUAGCAGAAAUCGAUUUUAGCUAAUAGUCCUAAUAGAGUGGUUUUCGUUUGAGUGUCGUAAAACCAAAACCAAAGUAAUUACUCUGGCCAAUCACAUAGGACACAGACAAUACAUUGAACCAAUCAAAACUCGAAGUAAUUACAUGUGGCUGACGCAAAGCGCGGGAAAAUGCAUGCGAGCGCGUCACAAUUGGCUUUGGUUUUACUUCUGAUUGGAUGAAAAGGUGACGCGAAUCUUUUAAGCCAAUCGCAUCGUGUAGAAAGUGCAAAACCAAUUACUUUUCGACACUCAAAUGAAAACCGCUCUAUUUGAUUCAGUGAAACAAAUCCUCGGUUGUGGCAUUCAACCUUCUGUAGCGGUUCUUUUGUAUGGAAUAUUUUUUAUUCUCCUGUACUUUUGAUAUGUUUGGAAUUGAAAAGCUCAACGAAAUAGCGUGUUGAAUCAUUAUGGUUAUAGCAUGAAAAUGUUAUUUAUGUACUUUUCCUAACAUAAAUAAUUAUUUUCUAUCAUCUCAUCAGCUCCCAAAUGGAUGGAACAGACCAUUCAUUACUGGAAUGAAGCAUUUGUUCUUUGCCAAGUUUAUCCUCCACCAGCCCUAUUCUCUGACAUCUGUCGUGGACUAGCUUUCUGUCAUGGGAGAUCAGCACCCCAACUCUCCAUGUACUACUUAAACUUGGCAUCAUCCAUCACAUUGAGACACCAAGCUGUUACAAGUACAGGAAAGAGAAUCAAGUAAGAAGGCUUUAAUAAGAGGUGGGGGGCGGGGAUUUCCCCCUGCUACUACGAAUGUGGCAGGAAAAUAGAAGGAAAAAUAGAACCAAAAGAAAUCCUUAGCUGUUUGAUUCCCCGCUAACUUAUAUAGUUUACCCUGCAACUUAAAAUCUUGGUGACAACCCUGCUUGGAAAAAUAAAGUGGAACCCUGCCUUACAACCACUUUACCAACACAUUAAUUUGUCCCUAAAAUUCCUUUUUAUUUUAUUUUAUCUUUUUGCAAACCUCCUAAUCCAGCCAGAUUUUCAUGGCCCAGAAGUGGUCGUAUUAACAGGAUUUUAUUAUAAAUCUUUUCCCUCCCAAUACUAUAUCCAAAUGAUACUUAUGAUUUUUCAAAGACAGUUCACCUUCAUUACCUCGUGCACUUUUCAUUAUGAAAGUAAUUCAAAGUUGAGAAGGGAAGAAGUGGAUUGAGUGCUGACAGUCAUUCCCAUGAAUAGUUAGUAAAGAACGUUGUGUAAAAAAUUAACUUAAUGCUACCUUUUAGGUAGUUCAAUCUUCCUGACCUCCUGUAAUAUCGAUGUCUUAUUUUACCUUAGGAGAACAGCAAAAGGUAUGACAGCUGCCUUGUCAGUGGUAUGUAUCACACAAAACCUGGUCACAUUAUCCCACACGCUUAAAAAGGCAAUGAGAACACCCGUUUCAAACGUAUUUGCCUUUCAUAUGCCUUUGCAGAUUUCUUGUUGCUAUAUAAUGGACCUUAGGAUCCGACAACGUUCCUUCUGAACUUGGAUAUGUCUCUUAGGAAUUUAACUCCAGGAGAAUUCGCCCACAUUUGACCCCUGAUGCAGAUAAUGUUCCGCCAAACGGGAAACGCGAACGCUUUUUUAGUUCGGAGUCUCAAAAUGGCCCAAUAUUUAACUUAGAAUUUAACAGAAACAUUUGGACACUUUCCAUGAACAGAACAACUCUUUUUCUUUCACAAGAAGUCAAUAUACAUAAAAUAAGCAGUGUGUUACGCGUCCUUCUAAUGUAGCUUCUGAUCUUGCUUUAAUGGCUAGGAACUACUACCGUAAAUCCUCUGUUAAGUACCCCACCCCGAUCUGCCCCCUCUAGUAAGGCUGUUCAUGGCAGACCUUGCGAGAACCGCUAAUUUUGGGGGCACCAUGACAACGUCAAAAAUCUAUAUUUUCUUCAUAUGUUCUAUGACUGAAUCUUUUUCUUUUCUCUCUCUGUAUCAGGAGCAUGAUGGAGACAUGGAGCAACUUGCCAAGGAACUGUCCUCUUUGUCAAUCAAUGAUUGUUCAUUGUCAGGAAUUAAACCUGAGGAUAAAAACAAGUUAGCACAUCUUUUAAAAACCCGAAGCAUAAUGCAGUUUAACUCAAGUUCCCGUGGAGGUGGGGAUUUGACGUCUCUGUUUUCCCCUGAAGAACUUGCUCUUUUGCAGGACAUUCCAAAAGGUACGUUACUUGAAUUGAAAAUAGUUUUUUUCUGGUGACUUGAGGAAGGAAUUUUUUAAUUUAUGAUGUUAAUUUGGCACAAUUUUAGGAUGGACCAUACUUAAAUUCUCCGAUUACUUUUAACUGUUAUAGUAAAUAUGUUUUUUAGUUCUGAAUUUAGUUUAUACAGUCAACUCCCUUUAUAGCAGACACCGUAGGGACCUCUAGUUAAUGUCCUCAUUAGCGAGAGUCCGUAAUAGCGGGAGUUUAUUUCAGUCAAACGUCUGUAAUUUGUUUUUUCCUGGGAUUUAGCUGCUGUCCGUUUUAUCGGGGUGUCCGUUAUAGCGAGGUGUCCGCAAGGCGAGAUUUGACUGUAAAUAUUGCAUGCCAGUCACGUAAAACGCAAUAUCGUCAAGCUACGAAUGACCUGUGUGUUUAAAAAAAUUAAAUAUUUCCUCAUAGAGUGGACGGUGUGUACACUGGAGUCCUUUAAGCUUCCUGGAGAGCAAGAAAGACAGUUGCUGAUCUGUAGGAUCAGAUCUGGCUCUGAACCCGUGCUGGUGAAGAUCAACACAACUUUAGGAGAGGAACAUGUAAAGGAAAAAGAGGUAUUUUUUUACGUGCUUCAAAAGGAAUAUAAUUUGUACCAUGAACACUUUUUCUUACAAUCCUUCAGUUUGUAGUUUUCUUGUUCCAGUUAGGGCUAUUGUUUUCUAAACCUCAGUGGAAUUGACAAUGAAAGUUGAAUAAGAAAGCAAAAAUGAAAUGAAUUCUGGUUGUUGAAGUCAACUUGUCGCGAUCGCGAAAAUGGCCUGCUUGUUUUUCUCGGGUGAAAAAUGUCUUUUACAAUUUAUUAAGAAAAAGGUCUCACAAACCUUAUUUCCGCACUUGUAUCUACUAAUAAACUUGCAGUGGGUUUACCCCAUAGUCAUCUCACUGAUAAUUAAAGUUUGUCCUUUUUUUGGGUUUAAAAUUUGACUUAGUGGCCACCCCAAAUUCCAUACAAGAACUAAGUUUGUAUAAUAGACCUACUCGGUAGCGGAUAUCAAAUAAACGAAAACGUUCAAAACGAACGAUGAAUGAAAGACUGGCACAUCCAAAAGUAAAAAGACACAUUCAGCCAACAAUUUACGUCACAACAUUGCAGAGUCGCCACAGUCACAGGAGCAAUAUUCUUUACUUGAUCCAUUUUCAUGCUUCCUACUACGAAGGGAAGCAAAAAAUGCAGUCUGUAUAGUCAGUGAAAAUCAUUUAUAGGACUAGGAGUAUUAUUUAGUUCCAAUACGCCGUAACUUUGAAGUAAGAAUGUUUUUUUGUGAAAGUCACAAAGUUUUUUAGGCUAGACUUACGAAGUAGUGAUUAAGUGGCGAUUUUGUAUUCUGUUACAGGCAGAUGAUGUAGUUAUGGAUCUAUGUAAGCUGUUUCAAUUCAGCCUGUUGGAGGAGUUUAAUGAACUUAUGACUGACAAUGUGAAGAGCAUGAGUGUCAGUAACACUUCAGAGUGGUGGGCACAGAGAACCAGGCUAGAUUCCAAAAUGAAGGUACAACUUUCAGAAUGAGAUUUAAAUUCGCAAAUUCUUGGCAGGGUAACUGCAAUAGCGUUAAACCAAUAAUUGUAGCCAGUGACGAACCCCUCCCCCUUUCGAACGAUGGAGCACGCUACCGGGAUCUAGGUCCCCUACUCGUGAUAAGUAAGGAUGAGAGACAAAGCCAGUGGCUUAACCUCACUACCCAGUGACUCACCGGUGGUAUUUCAUAUUUGUUUGUCUAUUAUGAAAUUCACAGGCUAAAUUGUCUGGAAACGAUUUCGUCAAUGAUGCUCAAAUGACACAUUCUACGUGCUCUUCACUGUGUGUAGUUGUCUUAAAUUUAUCGUCGUUUUGGUUGACAAUUCCUUAACUCAGAUCCUUUUGGAAAAGCUUGAAUCUUGCUGGCUUGGAAGAUGGAAAGGGGUUCUUCUUGGUCAGCCAAUCAGCGAGGAUCAUCAAGAGGCAACAGUGUCCGCUGCCAGGCAGUUACGAGGAAAAAUCACUAAUUUGUGUGCAUGUCCUCCAGAUAUACAACUUCUUGAGGUAAUGCGAACAAAAUGGUCAUUCUUAAGACCAAUCCAUGCGUGGUUUAUCACUCUGAUUCCCAGCCCAACUGUAUUAAUGACCUCUUAGAAACGUUGAUUAACAUUUUCUCUUUGCCGCUACUAGUUCGGUGUGAAAGUAGAGUAAGUUACAUCCACAUUUUGAUGAAUAUGUGUCCCACGUUGUUUGUUUUAGUUCACUACCUAAACUUUGGUAAACUUUGGUUUACCUCGUCAGUGUUAACUCAGUCGGUAGAGCGUGUGACUGCAAAGCGGGAGGUUUCGGGUUCGAUUCCCGGGGCCUGACCAAUACUCCGCCAGGGUCUUAAAAUAACUGAGAAGUGAACGUACUCCCUUUGCACUGCAAGAGGCUCGACCCUCGAGUGGCUCGGAUGACCACGUAAAAAAUAGUGUCCCCAAUUAGUACAUUCGUGCUAAAUACAUUGACACUCAACUAAAGUGCAUUUUUUUAAGGAUCAUUGUCAACCAUACCUGGAGAAGAAAGUAACUGUAGUCUAUAGCAUUAUUCUGCUUUUAAGUAAAUGCAAUAUAAACUACAAUGGUUUGAAAGGCUGCUGCUCUCUCUUUCAUCAGUUUAAAUGUGCUUAUAUCUCUUUCAGAUUCUUGUUGAUUCUUCAUCCCACUUGUCAAGAUACGAGAAAGCCGAUGCGAUUUCAGAGAUCACUGGCAUAGAUCCCAAAUCUGCCUCUUUGAAUGAAGUAACCUCAAAUGUUUUUAUGAUAAUUUUAUAAAGUACAUUUCUGUUGAAUGUAUUUUGUUAAAACCUCGUUGAAGAUAUUCUUAACUAGUGUUCUUUUUUUGGAUUUCAGAUUCUUCGUGAGUUAGAGGAGAUCACUAGCAACUCGUUUUCGUCUGUUAGCAAGAAAACUGGCCAAAAUAGGUGCGAGAAAAUUGAUGUAACUCCUGUCACUUGUGAUGUAUAUGUAUUCUGUAACGAUCAUUUAUGAUGUAUGUGCUUUUAAAAUUAGUUAACGUAAAUCUUUCUUCAUUUUUUUCACCGGACCGUAAGCAGCUCAGAAGUGGUUACUCGUCAUCCUGUCAUUCUUAUUCUUGGCAAGGUAAGGAGGCAUAUUAUUUUGGCUCUGACUAGUACACUGAUCAAGACCUAGUGGUUGUGAAAAAAUAAAGUGGGAGUAGCUAUGAAAACGUCUAUAUUUCUACUAUUUUACAGGAUAUUCAGCAUCUCCCUUGGGAAAGUAUACCUAUGCUAUUUGACCAUCCUGUGACUCGAGUACCUUCUCUGCAGUUUCUGCUAUCAAAGGUAAAAUGCAGGCGUGCUGCUGACAAAAAAAUGAGAAAUAAAUAGUAGAAAAGUUCACUGUAUUAUCGUUACAUGAUGGGAUGGGUGACUGGGAUGUCGAGGGGAAUCCACCUUGGGCCAGCUAGCUUCUUAAACUGAGUACCACUUUGCCAAUCUACCCGAGUUAGCCAUUAAUCCCGCACACAAGGUUUCAAAGCAUGAAGGCCCCAACUCGUUUACGUAGUCCAUUAUCGCCUCACAAUCUCAGAAAUGGUCAAGUACCUAUCUGCUUGGUACUCUCAACUGCGUGUUUGCAAGUGCAAGAGGGUGAUAUGCCCGGGCUCCUGAUUCCCGGCUGGAUCACUAGUCAUGAUCUUAAAAUAAUUGAGCAGAAUGUAGACCUUGGAAUAUAUGAGUCGGUGGCAGUGUAGUCAACCUUUCAUCAGGUGAAUGAAUUAAGGGCUUAAGAACAGUUGGGACGUAUUCUUGUAGUGGUAAAGAGGGUACUAACUUUUGACGCGUUGCAUUCAGUUAAUAAUGAGGGAUUCCAUUGUUGAGAGCAAUAUGUUUUGCUAUAGCACUUGCUCCUUAUCAAUAAGUCAUUUUACUGUUAACCCUUGGCUCUUCUUGAUGCUAGAGCUGAAAGAAAUGAACGUGCUUGUAUGCAUGAAACCUUUUGUGGUAUUUUCAGGUAUCCUGUCAACAACAAUUGACCAAUGUGGAUCCUGUCAAAACAUUUUAUGCGCUCAACCCACAAAAUAACCUUCCCAACACGCAGAAGAUGUUCCAGAAAUGGUUUGAAAGGUAUGAAUUGUGAAACACGCAAAUCGUAGAACAACUUGAACUUGAAAAAUGAGGAACUUAAGCAAAGAUGACAGCAACAAGGAUGGUUUUAUAAGCAAAACAGUUCUGCUCACUUUUUGGUACAUUUUGAUGACGUCCAUUUCACGAAUACAACGUGAAACCUCGUGGUGAGAACGUUUAUGGCAAGAAGGACAUAAAUACGCCAUGACGAAUUUUUCUUUUCUUACUUGGAUACAGUCGUUAAGAAUUGAACUCCUGGGAAAUUCCCCUACAUUUCGCAAUUUGAGAAAGGCUAAAAAGACGCAUGAAAUUUAAAAGGACCCCCAAAUUUUUUUUUCUUUGUAACUUUUUACUGCCGUCAUCGUCGGGGUUCGUUAAACUCCGUAAUGUAACAAACUGAACUAUUUUAAUUGUUUGCUAUGUCCGGCAGCUGCCUGCAAUAUACAUGGUACAGCAUUGCUCCUUUAAUAACACGUAUUUCGUUUUAUGCAACAUAUAGUGAAGAUGGAUGGCAAGGUAUCACAGGCAGGGCACCUACACAAGAUGCAUUUAGCAAAGCACUGACGGACCAUGAAUUGUUUAUGUAAGUUGAACGAAACUUUAUGUGCUAGUUACUUAUUUUAAAUAAGCCGAUUACCCUACAUACAGAUGAUUAGUACAAUUAGGUUGCGAAGCGAGUUGACAUUAGUAGCUCUUUUACAAUGUAAAAUUCAUACAGGAAAAGACGCUUUGUCUUGUUGUAAUGCUUCGCAAUGAUGUAGGCUAGUAGAGAACACCGCGCCUUGCUGGCAUGGUUUUGUAAGACAAGUUGUUUGAAAAGUGAACACACCUUCUCGCCAUACCUUUUAGGCUCAUAGCAAACAUUGCAUUAAGCUAACAUAUAAAUGCUUCUUCCUUUCAGCCGCAGUGAGAACAACGGGCCCUCUAAAUGAUUAUCCUGAGGCUUAACGGUUAUUAUAACAUAAACGGCCAGUUCCAUAAAUUAAGACCUCUCAAUGUUCACAAUUCACUCUACCUCUAGAGCAUUUACGAUACAAUUUACAUGGUACGACAUUCCUGGCGAGGAACUCUUGAGGAUGUUAGGCACAUGAAAAGAACUGUUAGAUUUACAAGGUUGCAGAAGUAGUCCCCUGUUCUAUUUCAUGUUUUUUUCAUGUGAUUCUGUUGCGCAUUGCACUGCAUCGUAUAUCUUGCCCUCGUUACGUUAAGCAUAAACUGAAAAGCAUUCACUUUUAUCUCCGUAGCUAUUUUGGCCAUGGCACUGGGCGAGAGUUUCUCCAAGGAGAUGACAUUCAGAGACUGGAUUGCCGAGCUGUCACUGUGCUAAUGGGUUGUAGUUCUGGAAAGUUAACGGUGAGAAAAUGUGGAUGAAAGCCGUGUUGGUAAAUAGCGGCAGGAACGGUUGAGUCGCCUGGUCUAGUUAGGUUACCGUACGAAAUUUUUGCGGGUUCUAAUUUUUGCGAUUUUCCAGCGAUCCGCAAAAAUAAGUUCCCUCAAAUAAAGAUUACCGCAAACAUUUUUCCCGCAAAAAUUUACUCUAGAGGAAAUAUUCUCUCAGUUAAAUUUGCUACACAAAGAUACAGUACUAAGAAAUCGUGUCUGUUCAAGCACAACUUGUCUCUUUCAUUCAGAAACAAAACGGUAUACAACGAAAUACUGGUUUAUUGUUUGAAAAUAUGUACUUCUAUUGCACGUACUCAAUAAAAACGAAAAUAUUAUCAAUGCUGGGUACUGGGUACUUCUCUGAAAACGGCAACAAUUAAUUCCCAGCAAGAAAAACCAAUCUCUCGUAAUCGCAAAAAUUAGUUCCCGCAAAACACCGCUACACGGUAACUAAGGUUUAGUUUUAAAAGCUACAUUUUUACCAUGGUCCUUUCUCAAAGAAGACAUUUACAACAAUUUCUAUUUCGUUUCUUGUAGUAUUAUAGCUUUACACUAUCAUUUAGUGCUUAAAAGUCUUCUUUUAAUUUUUUUCAAUGGUUUUUUUUUCUUUUUGUCAGGUUGGCGGGGAGUGUGAACCUAGAGGAAUGGCUCUGAAUUACCUUUUAGCUGGCUGGUAAGUGUUUCAAUUAACAUUUUAGUCUUUCUUACCAACAGCGAUAUUUCUUUACUGGUCAGACAAGACACUCUCGUUAGUUGAGUCAGUUACUGGUCCAAGACUUUACGAUGUCAUGUGACAAAUUUCCCUCCCCCGCCUCCCUCGCCAAAAAUAGUCUUGUUUAAAUAUGACAGUGCACACAGUGCUACCGUGAUUCUGGGCCACAGGCUUUAAAGAGUGUAUAGCUAGAGCAGUCUUAAAUACUACUCCUCUAAAACAAGUUUUCCAAAACUCUGGAAUGUUCUUCGGGUAUUGUUAUAACCAAAGGGUAUGAAGAAAGAUAAACAAGGGUGAAAGAGCAUAUUGCCUUAUGAUAACCUUACUACAGUACUGAACAAAUGUUGUUAAAACUCUUGCAUAUCCUUAGCAUAUUGUAUAAAAAGGGGGGGAGAAGAUUGAUAUGGGUUUAAAAGUGUUUAGCUGCCUUGCUUGCUCCUCCUCUAUGAUGCACAUUUUAAACUCCUGAAUGUUCUUGGGGACGUUUAUAAACCAAAUGGCAUAAAAAGAGUGAUUUUUUUAAAAUGCCACUAUUAGUUACUACACAUUUUUCAUGGUCAUCAUAAUCAAAUUGGAGUGGUUUUCACUUGCAGCCCAGCCAUUGUCGCUAACCUUUGGGACGUUACUGACAAGGACAUUGAUCGCUUCAGUGACUCACUUCUGAAAAAGUGGCUUCAGCAAGACACACACCUCUCAUUAGCAGAUGUGCUGAGCCUAUCCCGACAAGCUUGCAAACUGAAAUACUUGAUAGGAGCAUCCCCUGUACUAUAUGGUCUCCCAGCUUACAUCAAACAGUAA
Molecule: messenger RNA, 24930 nt
Organism: Porites evermanni
Lineage: Eukaryota; Metazoa; Cnidaria; Anthozoa; Scleractinia; Poritidae
Source: the annotation of a GenBank genome assembly